Molecule: messenger RNA, 1940 nt
Organism: Penaeus chinensis
Lineage: Eukaryota; Metazoa; Arthropoda; Malacostraca; Decapoda; Penaeidae
Exons: 6
Coding region: 1-1668 (555 amino acids)
Source: RefSeq, a predicted model, not a curated record
AUGAAGGCCACAACUGCCAAUCAAACUCAGCAAAUAUGUGAAUAUGUAGGUAAGUCCAAUGAAACUGUGGGCCUCUGCAGUCUGCACUUCAGCAAGACCAAACAAAUCUUCAUUUUAUCUAUUCUAGCUGCUGAGACCGAGUGUCAUACUUUUAAAACCAUGGGCCUUCAAGCCCGUCAUCUUGGAGUCACAUUGCUAUGGUGUCUCUUUUCGGUGAGUCUCUUUAACAGUUUCUCAUCUGAUGUAAAGCCGAGGUACUUCGGCAUUCCCAACAAAUCACUCGCAAAAACGAAGCAAGCCGAUGCGUGUCGUUCUUUGUUUACAAUUAACCAAGUUUUCACCAGCGGAGGUUUACGUCAUGCGAAGUUUGUGCAUAGCACGCUCACAAAUGAAAGCGGUUUCAAUAUACAUCCUGCCACGACUUACCGUGAAGAGGAGGUCGCUGCCGCUGCCAGGGAGGUGCGGCACCUAGUGAGCAAGAGGGCGUCAUUCGCAGGGCCUGACACGGACGACUAUCGUGUCCUCGGCUCCCUUCUGCCCAAACUCGUGGCCUUCGAGCACCUCGAAGGAGAGGACGAAGCCCCGGCCGGGACGAAACAGGCUCAGCCGAGGCCGCACGUCCGAGGGGGAAGCAGAAUCGACGCCGGCGGAGGCGUGUUGCCCUUCGUGCCAUGCGUCAUCGCGCCCUACGACCAGUCGAACUCCUUUGCCACCUGCGUCAGGAGGAGGCUGGCGAGAAAGGGCUCCUUCUGGAUCUACUUCAUGGGGGACUCGAAAAUCAGGGGUGUCUUCAUGGAAAUGCUGAAGCGCACCGACGGGGAAUUUGACUAUCGGAUUGAAGUUAAGCCCAAGUAUCCGAACCAGACGUGGAGUUACGCAAAAAUAGUAUCGAGACAGGAUUUUCGACACCAGGACAUGAGAGUUACUUCCGCUGCUGCUGACGGCCUCGUGAUCACCAUGAGUUUCCGCGUAUUCGUGCAGAUGGAGAGACCUUCCAGGCUCCCAGACGAAGCGGAAGUGACGCAGCUGCGCCGCUGGGCAGACGGAGCUGACCCCCUGCCAGACAUUCUGAUCCUAGGUUAUACAUCGUGGAUGCUGCAGAGACACAUGGAAGAUGCGAAUAUCCUUGAACUUCUGGACGGGUUAUUCGAGAUGCACAAGGCAGUCGUACCUCAUAUUGUGAAGAUCUCGCGGUCAACAAGGGUGUUGGUGCUGCCCCAGAGUCGCCCGAAGCCGCACGCCGCCAUGAUUAACGUGGGUUACUCAAUCAUCAACGUUCCUAACUUCGACUGGAGCGAGAAAAUCUUUCUUCAAGAGGUGCAGAAACACAGUCGAAAUCAAGGUGUUCCUCGCAGCGAAAAGCAACAGGACGACCACAGACCAGGACUCCAUUCCGGGACGUUUCGGGACCAUCUGAUCCCUGGGACAUCCACGCCGGGCCUGUGGUGGUGGGACUCGAGCCUCCCGAUCAACCUGGCGGAGAUCGAAGAGUGCAACGAGCUUCACCGCCGAGACCUGGCUGGCGACGUGGCUUACACAGGUCCUCGGCUCCAGUGCAGAGACAUCCACCACGCUGGAGAAGAGACCGCUACAGACCUCGUCACGAUGCUUUUUAACCUGAUGUGUAAUUCAGUCUUAAAACUGCACGAGAGUCUGUGCUGUUCAUGAAAGCUUGUAUCUUUGUGUUGGCUGCAGGAAAUUUACGAGAGCAAAAGCAACUUGUAUAUAUGGAUGCAAUGCCGAUGCAACCAAAAGUGCAUUUUCAAAAACUAUUUUCAUUAUCUAUUUUUAUUUCUUACUAUCCAGUAGCUAGGCACUGUAUAUCCUGGAUAUAAAUUAUAAUAAGAUUAUUUUUUCUUCAUAAGCUCAAGAACUACUGUAAAUAAUGUACAACAGUCUCUGAACAUUAUGUAUUCUCAAUAAAGAAAAGGUCUUUUCUA